AAAUAUUUUCCGUCAUCGUCUCGCGACAAACUAGCCGACUUGAAGUCGACGGUUGAUUUGCUUACAUCGAUUACGUUCUUUCGGAUGAAGGUGUUGGAAUUGGCCAGUCCACCACGUGCCUCGAAUGUUGUGCGCGAAUGUGCGAAAGCUUGUAUGCAGAUAAUGGAUCAGCUACUUUCUAAUCACCAAUUCAAGCGUUUUGCAUAA
Anisakis simplex (herring worm) is the source of this 207-nucleotide messenger RNA. The record is from the annotation of a GenBank genome assembly. NCBI's taxonomy places the organism in Eukaryota, Metazoa, Nematoda, Chromadorea, Rhabditida, Anisakidae.